AAAGCAGAUAAUGAGCUUCUCUCUCUCUCAGCUGUUUCUCUUCUCUUGUAGCAAACCCUACACCUCCAGAAGAGAAGGAGAACAAUGGGGGCUUUGAAAGCUAAGAAGAAGCCAAGCGAAUCUGAAGACUUAGAGCUCCUGAAAUCAGAUGUAGCAUCUUUCGUUUCUUCAAUUGGUUUCUCUUCCGCAGCAUCUUCGUCUCUUCCUAGUUCUGGUUUCGACGAUUCUGAUUUUAAGAAAACUGGUCCUCUCAAACCUAAGGGACGAGAUAAGACUCCCAAACCCCAGCCAUCUAUUAAUGGAGGCCGGAAUUUGCAGAAGGAAGAGGUGGAAAAGAAGAAGAAGAAUGAUCAACGAGUUAAAACUGGACCUCCUGUUUUAUCACUCGAUCAUUCUAAGCCCAUUGAUCGAUGGAAGAAUUUUCCGAAGCUUCCGCUGGUGAAGGCUAGUUCACUGGGGAUUUGGUAUGCUGAUGCAGCUGAAUAUGAAGCAAAGAUUAUUGGAAGUGAAGCGAAAAAGACUGAGGCCAAGAGUGCAGAUGAAGUGAAGAACUUGGUUGCGAAGAAGAAGGAGCUUGCCGAGAGACUGUUGUCACAGUAUACGCAUGAUUUCGAGUUGUCAAGGGGGAAGAGCGGGGAUAUAAAGAUGCUCAUGACAACGCAACGAUCAGGAACAGCCGCAGACAAGGUGUCCGCAUUUUCACUGUUAGUGGGGGAGAACCCAAUUGCAAAUAUGAGAUCGCUUGAUGCACUCCUAGCGAUGGUGACAUCGAAGGUUGGAAAACGCCACGCGUUGACAGGCUUUGAAGCUUUAUCAGAAUUGUUUUUGUCAAGUCUUUUACCGGAUCGUAAGCUGAAAACUCUUGUCCAACGACCGCUGAAUCAGCUGCCUGAAUCAAAAGAUGGUUACUCACUUUUACUCUUCUGGUAUUGGGAAGAAUGCUUAAAGCUGAGGUAUGAACGCUUUAUUUUUGCACUGGAGGAAGCAUCUAGAGAUAUGUUACCUGUACUCAAAGAUAAGUCAUUGAAGACUUUAUAUGCACUCCUGAGAAGUAAACCGGAGCAGGAACGAAGGUUGCUAUCUGCUCUGGUUAACAAGCUGGGUGAUCCUACUAAUCGGGCUGCAUCUAAUGCCGAUUUUCAUUUGUCAAACCUAUUAUCGACACAUCCGAAUAUGAAGGCUGUAGUGAUUGGCGAGGUGGAUUCUUUUCUCUUUCGACCUCAUUUGGGAUUACGAGCGAAGUACCAUGCUGUUAACUUCUUGAACCAAAUUCGUCUGGGCCAUAAAGGAGAUGAGCCAAAAGUUGCAAAGCGUUUGGUGGAUGUAUAUUUUGCACUAUUUAAGGUCUUGAUUUCUGAGGCGAAUGGUGUUCAAAAAACAGGCAAGGGCAGCAAGGAGGAGAAGAAAGCUAAUGAAUCUCUUAAACAUAAUAAAGGAGAAAGUCCUAUAGUUUCCAAUGUUGAAAUGGAUUCACGGCUUCUCUCUGCUUUGCUGACGGGAGUCAACAGAGCAUUUCCUUUUGUUGCAAGUGAUGAGGUAGAUGAUAUUAUUGAAAUCCAAACACCUAUGCUAUUCAAAUUGGUUCAUUCGGAGAAUUUCAAUGUUGCUGUUCAGGCUUUAAUGCUUCUUGAUAAGAUUUCGUCCAAGCAUCAGAUUGUUAGCGAUAGGUUUUAUCGUGCUCUGUAUUCAAAACUUCUGAUGCCAGCUACUAUGAAUUCUUCAAAGGCUGAAAUGUUUAUUGGACUACUACUUAGAGCUAUGAAGAGUGACAUAAACUUGAAGAGGGUUUCUGCUUUCUCAAAACGUAUCCUGCAGGUUGCCCUUCAGCAGCCCCCUCAGUAUGCCUGUGGAUGCCUCUUUCUCCUGUCUGAAGUCCUCAAAGCAAGACCACCUUUAUGGAAUAUGAUGCUUCAGAAUGAAUUAGUUGAUGAUGAUCUUGAACACUUUGAAGAUAUAAUGGAAAAAACUGGAAAUGAAACGGGCAUGUCUCCAGUGAAGCAAGAACAGGGUACCAAUGAAAUUGUUCAGACUAUAAGUGAUGGUUUGAAAACUGGUGAUGAUUCUUCCUCUGAUUUGCAAGAUGAUGAUUCUCUAGCUUCGUACUCUGAAGAUGGGUCAGAUGGAGUAGAGGACCUUUUUGGGGGAGAUGGUCUAAAUGAUGUCCAGGAUUCCAAAGGAGAAUCUGUUUCUGAACGUAGUCACCCUCAAGUAUCUAGUAUAAAUUCUUCAAUGCCUGGAGGGUACAACCCACGUCACAGGGAACCUUCUUACUGCAAUGCAGAUCGUGCAAGCUGGUGGGAGCUGAUGGUUCUGGGUUCUCAUGUGCACCCAUCAGUUGCAACCAUGGCUAAGACGCUCCUUUCUGGUGCCAAUAUUGUUUACAAUGGGAACCCUUUAAAUGAUCUGUCACUUACUGCUUUCCUUGACAAGUUUAUGGAGAAGAAACCGAAGGCAAGCACAUGGCAUGGUGGUUCCCAAAUUGAACCCUCCAAGAAGUCGCAGAUGGUUACAAACAAGGAUCUGAUUGGUGCUGAGAUUCUCUCAUUGGCUGAAGUGGAUGUGCCUCCUGAGGACUUUGUCUUCCACAAGUUCUACGUGAACAAAAUGAAUUCCUUAAAGAAGCCAAAGAAGAAGAAAAAGAAGAAAGGAGCUGAGGAUGAAGCUGCCGAAGCGUUGUUCGCAGUGGAUGGUGGCGAUGAGAGUGACAAUGAGGAGAUAGAUAACCUGUUGGAUGCUGGAGAUCUUCCUUUGGGAUCCAAAGGUGAUUAUGAUUAUGAUGAUCUGGACCAAGUUGCCAAUGUUGACGACAGUGAACUGCUAGGGAGUGGCAGUGGAAGUGACAUUGAGACAGACCUCCCUUCUGAUUUUGCCGAAAGAGAAGAUGGUGAUGAUGAUAACGUGAAUAUUGGAGAUGCGGAUGACGAUGGUGGUGAUGAUGAUGAUAACAUGAAUAUUGGAGAUGCAGAUGACGAUGGUGGUGAUGAUGAUGAUAACGGCAGUUCCAUCAAUAGGAGAAAGCGUAAGUCUGGAGGAAGAGCUGCGACAUCUCCAUUUGCAAGUCUUGAAGAAUAUAGUCAUCUGUUGAAUGAGGAUAAUGCCACGGAAGAAGGGCCCAAAUAUGAUCCGCUAUUGAAUGAGGGCGGUGCCAAAAGAAAAAAACCGAGGUCUCAAAAAAAGAGGUCAUCAAAGUGACAGCUUCCCUUUAGUGGCAUGCAGGAUCAUACAUUUAUUUUAACUUCUGAGUUUUUCUCUCUUCCUUUUUGUUUGUAAAUUAUACUGUGGAUCCUCCCUUCACUGGUGUUUUUACACCAAUGUUUGAUUUAUGAUGUUCAUAAAGGUCUAGGCCAGAUGUUUUUGGUUUUGCCUUUGGCUAGAGGCUGAUCCAUGGGAGGGAAAAUUCAGAGUGCUUGAAGGGUAACGUCGAUCAAUGUAUUUUAGCUCAUAUUAUUCAGUUAAAAGAUAGAUCUGUCUUUGACUGUC
Macadamia integrifolia is the source of this 3480-nucleotide messenger RNA. Its product is annotated as CCAAT/enhancer-binding protein zeta. The coding region runs from base 85 to 3192 and encodes 1035 amino acids. NCBI's taxonomy places the organism in Eukaryota, Viridiplantae, Streptophyta, Magnoliopsida, Proteales, Proteaceae. The record is from RefSeq and is a predicted model, not a curated record. The transcript has 16 exons. Gene Ontology annotation, cellular component: nucleus.